UACAUGAACUACUAUUUCCCUUCUGCAUGUGUGCCACUAGUCUCUCUCUCUCUCUCUCAGGCAGAGAACCCAAAAGUUAAACCAAAGUCUGAGUCAGACCAAGCAGCUACCAGACACUGUAGCCAGCAACUCACUCUACACCACCAGGUUAUCUCUCUCUUUUUUUCUUAGUGCUCCCUCACUGAUUCACUCUCUCUCUUACACACACACACACACACACACACACUACCCAUCACUCCUGGCAGAGGGAAGACAAGACCACAGAAGAACUGUUACACACCUUUACUCUCAGCUACUCACCCAGCCAUUGCCAGACACCAGGAUGUGGACGCUUCUCUUGGGGGUCACCUUCGGAUUACUGGCCUCCACCAGGUCAGAUCAACUUAUAGUGAAGUCACGUUCCUGCAGUUAUGCUGGGGUAUUUCUGGUAGAGGGAGAACAGCGGUACAGCCUGAACUUUGAAAUGGCUCAAAAGGUGUGUGUUCAACAAAACAGCAGCAUCGCAAGUCAAGAACAAGUCCAGAAGGCCUAUGAUGUAGGCAUGGAAACCUGCAGGUACGGCUGGAUGAACAAUAACAAGACUUCCAUCCUCAGACACAGUCCCCAUGAAAACUGUGCAGUGAACAUGACUGGGUUCCAAAUUAAUCCAUAUGUGAAGCCUGAUGAUUACUAUGAUGCCUACUGCUACGAUGACCAAGCUGGGCCUGAUAAGAACUGUAACAAGUCAUAUGCAUUUGAAAACAUCUCACCUUCAAAUGCAACAGAAGGCAUGGCAGAAUCUGACAGCACUCCAAGUGCACAAACUGAGGCCUAUUUUGACCUCACACCAUCCUCUGGGGGAGAUGCUAGUAUUACUACUCCCACAGAAAUGGCUUCACAGGACACAGGGGCUACGGAGGAAGCCAUGACAGAGUUCGACCAGGCCACUGGAUCUGGAAUGCAGCCACCAAUUAACCCUGAUGGAGAGUCUGAGACAAUCCAGCCUUCCACUGAGAACAUAUACUCUGUCAAAGAUGAUGCCGCAACAAACCCUCCAAAACUACCUAAUGGAAAAGACCGUCAUCCAGCUGAGUCUGAUCAAAGAAAGAGCAACGGCUUAUCAAACUGGCUGGUGAUCAUUUUAGUGAUAUUGGCGGUUGCUGCUAUUCUCCUUGUAUGUGCAGUUGUUGCCAAAAGAAAAAGCUUGUGCGGCACACGACAGACCCUGGUGAUCACAGCAAAGGACGCUGGCGAGGGAAACGGAGCAGCAGCAGCAGCAGCAUCCAGCUCCCAAGCCCAGGAGAGAGAGCAGGAGAUGGUGAAACUCAUGAACAAGGAGAAGAUCCAGGAGAACGGCAACACAGAGGAGUUCACCGUCAUCAAGCUAGAGGAGUCACCAGACAAAGAACAGCUUGCAUGAGAGUUAAGUGUAGCAACAGGGAGCACAAAGUAUAGGUGAAGGUAGGAGGGAGAGAGUGGGUAGGUGGAUGGGGGAGGGGCUCCUAGGGUUAUAACUGCUUUGGUGGCUAGCACUGAAUGAACAGUGUAAGUGUGUAUGUGUGUGUGUUGUUGUUUAGAAAGAUUUUCUAAUUGAGGUGCAUGCCAACAUGUGCAGCAUUUUGUUUGUCAGACACAUCGGGUCCAUCAGGACUCAUCAGUGUCAUGCAUGGUGAGGAAUGAUGCACUGGUGCAUAGCAGGGUGUCUGAAUGUCUUUUGUGUUACUUCUUUGUGUUUUUGAGGUUGUGUGCUUUGCUGAUGACGGGGCCGAGGAGACGUGGUUUAAAGCAGGGGUCCUCAACCUUUUGUAGCUUAAGGCCCAGUUCUGAUUCUUAAAAAAAUUCUGAGGAGCACCUUGUCAAAUAAACAAGAAACAAAAUUAUAAAACAAUGUAUUCAGUGUAUCUUUUUAAUGUGUCCAGGGUCAUAUUUCCACAACAUACACCUUGGAGCCUUUACUGGCGCAGGGUUGUCUCCCACAUCACUUUUUUUUUGCUUCAAAAACUGAUCCAUUUUGUGUCGCUGUGUCAAAGGAAACAUUGACUGCUUACUGUAGCUAGUUAACAGAAGUACAACACGUUUGUCACCCAAUGAUGUGUCAUGAGUAGGUUCUUGAUGGUCAC
Messenger RNA from Monopterus albus (swamp eel), 2099 nucleotides. It is a transcript of the gene cd44b, whose product is annotated as CD44 molecule (IN blood group) b. Gene Ontology annotation, cellular component: plasma membrane; macrophage migration inhibitory factor receptor complex; basolateral plasma membrane. Bases 323 to 1399 code for a protein of 358 amino acids. Lineage: Eukaryota; Metazoa; Chordata; Actinopteri; Synbranchiformes; Synbranchidae. Gene Ontology annotation, biological process: positive regulation of ERK1 and ERK2 cascade; inflammatory response; cell adhesion. The record is from RefSeq and is a predicted model, not a curated record. The transcript has 8 exons. Gene Ontology annotation, molecular function: cytokine receptor activity; hyaluronic acid binding.